ACGUUAUAUGGAAACAGUAAAUAGACCGAUGUUACGGCCUCUGGCCGAGCAAAGACGACAACGCUACCUAACAGAGGUGAGUUGUAUUUGAACUUACACAUCUGAGUUGGGAGAUUUACCGCCCUUUGGGUUCAACACAUACCUCAUUACCCAUACACCGACAUUUUAGGUUAUUUUCUCUCUCUGUCAUUCUCAUUGUUUACUUCAUUUCAAAUCAUACAUAGCCGUCAAAUCAUACAUAGCCGUCAUCGGAGGAGUUGACUAAGGCUGUUUAAACCCCGCGGAGCUGCAUACUCGUACAUGCAUUUUCAUAUUCUUGCGCCCUCAAUCUCCUCCAGGUUGAGUUGUCGUGUGCCAUCAUGAAUCGUCUCCAAGUCGACAGCCACCGCUUACGCGAAACUGCUCAUUGGCUUUACCAUGAGUCUGGGCUUCGCUCCGUCAAUAUCACCGGCCGUGAUGCAUGGUUGAUCAUCCUGGCACGAACAUGUCGCAUGUUUGCCUUUGGAGGAACGUCGCUCAUCAUGGCGCUCUUCUUCACUACCCUGGGCUUUAGUGAUCCUCAGCUCGGACUCUUUAUGUCAAUGACGCUGGCCGGAGAUACUGUACUCUCCUUCCUGCUCACCUUUAUGGCGGACAGCCUGGGUAGACGUCGCGUUUUCUUUGGUUCCGGCCUGCUAAUGUCAAUAUCCGGGCUGGUGUUUCUCUAUUUUGAGAAUUUCUGGAUCUUGCUGCUGGCCGCCGUCAUUGGUGUGAUAUCUGCCAGUGGAGGCGACUUUGGGCCAUUCCGAGCCAUCGAAGAAUCCGUGCUAUCUCAUCUGACGAAUCCGCAGACGCGCUCGGAUGUGCUAUCGUGGUAUGUUGUGACAUCGAAUCUGGGAUCUGCUGUUGGUAUUGAAGUGGCCGGUCGAGUCAUUGAAGAGUUAAAAAGGCGCGACGGUUGGAGUGAGAUACGCAUAUAUCAUGCUGUCUUUGGGGCGUAUAUCAUUAUGGGGGUCGCCAACAUGGUAUUUUCCUGCCUUAUGACCGACCACUGCGAAAUCACCGAACCGGUGCUGUCAAUAGACGAGGGGGCGCAAGUUACACAGGGACUUCUCAGCAACUCGGAUGAAGAGGCAGAAGACGAGAUUGUGCCACCCACCACGGAGUCACCGGUGGAGCAGAAGAAAAGCCGGUUUGCAGAGAUAUCGUCGAAAACGCGGUCCGUCAUGUACAAGCUUUGGUUUCUUCUCACCGUCGACUGCUUGGCGGAUGGCAUGGUUUCGUACACGCUGACCAAUUACUAUCUCGAUCGCAAAUUUCAUCUGCCCAAGUCGCAACUUGGUGACUUAAUGUCUACAAACUACAUCCUUGGUAGCAUAUCUACUGUCUUUGCCGGUCCUCUAUCGCGCCACUUGGGACUCGUCAACACAAUGGUCUUCACCCACUUGCCGUCUUCGAUGGCUGUGCUCCUCUUUCCAGUGCCACAAGGAAUUGUCCUCACAGUGAUACUUUUAUUCAUUCGGGGUGGUCUAAAUAAUAUGGAUCAAGCUCCGCGGGUAGCCCUCAUCGCCGCAACGGUGAAGCCCGGGGAGCGAACAGCCGUCAUGGGAAUCACGAGCACAUUAAGAACGUUGGCCUCUCUCUUGGGACCGAGUAUAACGGGUGCUCUUGCAGAUUCAGACAAAUUCUGGGUGGCAUUCGUUGCAGCCGGUGCGCUCCGCGUAGCCUAUGACCUGGGGCUGUGGGCUAUGUUUAUCAAUGUGAAGCUGCAUGAGCAUGAGGAGAGUGACCAAGACACGAGCAAGGCAAGGCGGGUAGCCGAUGAAGAGGAGUCGACGGAUUGAUCAACGGGAACAGGAAUACAAAAGCGUAUAAAGACAUUGGUGAUUGUGCUUCCCUAACGCAUCCUUUCACCCCCAAACGGAAUAUUGAGCCGAUUGCUUAACUGAUAUACUGUGUAAGAGGUUUGGCUCGUGUAGAAUCUAGCCAAGGUCCUUGUGCAUGCGCAUGACGAAGUGCGCCACGACGGGGACGUGAGGGUCAAUUUUGCCAAUUCUUGUAGAUAAAAUAAAGAGGAGCCGCUCACUGGAACCAAUCUUCAAAUAUUUCAACUUAUUAUGAUUUCAGCUUAAUUGAGUCAAUCUGGUAAAUACCUACGUUGCGCAGGGUUAUUAUACUGCUCUUGAUACAC
Trichoderma harzianum CBS 226.95 is the source of this 2170-nucleotide messenger RNA. RefSeq lists its product as hypothetical. Gene Ontology annotation, biological process: transmembrane transport. The transcript has a single exon. The coding region runs from base 360 to 1823 and encodes 487 amino acids. NCBI's taxonomy places the organism in Eukaryota, Fungi, Ascomycota, Sordariomycetes, Hypocreales, Hypocreaceae. Gene Ontology annotation, molecular function: transmembrane transporter activity. The record is from RefSeq and is a predicted model, not a curated record. Gene Ontology annotation, cellular component: fungal-type vacuole membrane.